This is a messenger RNA of Epinephelus fuscoguttatus (brown-marbled grouper), 832 nucleotides long. RefSeq names its product transmembrane protein 126A (gene tmem126a). Gene Ontology annotation, cellular component: mitochondrion. The record is from RefSeq and is a predicted model, not a curated record. Lineage: Eukaryota; Metazoa; Chordata; Actinopteri; Perciformes; Serranidae. The transcript has a single exon. Gene Ontology annotation, biological process: mitochondrial respiratory chain complex I assembly. The coding region runs from base 171 to 788 and encodes 205 amino acids.
UAUAGGUCUACUGUGCGCUUUGAAUUGUGGGUAAGACAUGUCUGCGCCCUGCAACAUCUUUAGGACCACCUUACCUAUGUGCCAUAAUUGAGUUAUUUAACGUAUCAACAAGGAUUUUGAGCUGCAGACCAGUGGACAUUGUUGGUUUCGUUUAAAAAGUGAUUUUCAAUAUGUCGGAAAAUACCCAGAAGGUCAGCGUUUCCGGAAAUGCGCUCUCGAGAGCUGUGAUUGCUGAAAUGCUGGCGAAGAAUUUCGAGAAACUGCCUGACAUUGAUCAGAAAAUCUUCAUGUACGGACCCUUGUAUCUGGGGGGGAACGGCGGCCUGGCAGGAUUGAUAUCCAACAGCUUGUACCGCAGGACCCUGAACGUCUCCCAGGCUGGCAUCAGCUCCAGCCUGCCCAUGGCCGUCCUGCCCUUCCUCACCACAGUAGCCCUGUACAACGCCACAGUGUCCAACCCCCUCAUGGCAGGUGACCUCAACUGUCCCACCUGUGUGUUGAUCCGAGGUGCGCUUGUUGGUGUGGUGGGUGGCGGGGUGUACCCUAUCCUCCUGGCUUUACCUGUGAACAUGGGGCUUGCAACCAGGUACAGCACCACACCGAUGCCAGAUAAGGGGAAUGUGCUGCGGUACUGGGUGGAUGUGUCCAGGCCGAUCCUGAGGAGGAUGAGGGCGGUGCUGCUGCUCCAGGCCUUCUUCGGCACCUACCUGAGCUCCAGGCACUUUGAGACUUACACCAAACUGGCCCAGAUAACAUUUGGCAGAGGUGCAGAGGAACUGAAAGACUAAAAUGUACCCAACCUGAAAAUAAACACCUUUUAUAUUGACUGCCA